UUUCAUUUAUCGUUCAAUUCAAUUCUGUGGAGUUGGCAUGUGCUGAAGCAUUCAGCUUUGAAUUCUAAUCGAACUUCAAACACCACUACUGAUUAUGUCCCCAGAAGGCAAAAAAGGAAGCUCUUGUUUCUCUAAUUACCAUUUGCUUUUUCUUUAUCCACAUAACAUUCAAAGUCAACACCUAACACCAUUACAGGUUUUCCAAAUUCCAGUUAAAACCAAAACAAAAGUGAAAACAAACUCCCAAUAACAUGUGUGUGUGUGCGCGUUCUUCAUGCAAGCAAUAAUACCAUUUGGAAUCUCUACAUGAUUUUACAUGGGAUGAGUGUAUAUAGUGUCCAAAGGUUGCAGAUAGACACUCUCGUCCCAAUGAAGAAACGUGGGAAAGAUAAUCAGGCCCAAUAAAUAAGGAUCUUUCUAACACGAUUGGCCCAAUAAUAAUAUUGAUCCAAGUCAAAGUGAAGCGGAAGAAAGUCCUACUCCUUAUACCGAACGAAUAGCGAAUUCCAAACGGAUCAUGAUUCAUGGCGGGCGCUUUCUAAAUGGAAAUUCUAGUGUCCAGUCCCAUUGUCCCAAGCAAGUGUCAAAAGCCCACCACCUCAACAGCGCCACUGGAGCUGACUUUGGUUUCAACUUUGAAUGCUCUACAAUGUUACGCUGAGCCUAAACCCCAUCGUCAUCCAUCAGAAAAGAAAAAAGGAAAGGAAAAGAAAAUCGGACAGACAGGAGAAGAAGAAGAAGAAGAAGAAAACACAAACUGACACCCUCACACACCCACACCCACACCCACACCCACACAGACAGAGUGGUGAGUUGAGUUUAACAAAUCUCCGGUGUCAUUGGACCCACCGGCGAAGAAAAUGAUGCCGCCGGAGCUCCAAUCGCGCUCCUUCCGGCCCUACAUCUCGGCCUCCGUCAGCGCCCCCUCUUUCACGUCCUUCAACAAUGGCUCCCCCUACUCCUCCGACGCCAGUCUAAGCCCUAACCCUAGCUUAGACGGCCAGCACCACCACCACGACCCCGGUGCUUCCUCCUCCUCCUCUAGAUCUCUCAAGAAUUCUCGCUUCGCUCCGGCGUCUUUCGCUCACAACACCAGGAUCGCCAUCGCUCUCGCUCCCUGCGCCGCCUUCCUCCUCGACCUGGGCGGCACGCCGGUGAUCGCCACUCUCACCCUGGGCCUCAUGAUCUCCUACAUCGUCGAUUCCCUCAACUUCAAGUCCGGUGCCUUCUUCGGCGUCUGGCUUUCCCUGCUCUUCGCUCAGAUCGCUUUCUUCUUCAGUUCCUCUAUCUUCGUCACCUUCCAUUCCAUUCCUCUGGCCACUCUUGCUUCUUUCCUCUGCGCCGAGACCAACUUCUUAAUAGGAGUCUGGGCCUCCCUUCAGUUCAAGUGGAUUCAAAUCGAGAACCCUUCAAUUGUUCUUGCCCUUGAGCGCCUUCUCUUCGCCAGCGUUCCCUUGGCCGCCUCCGCAAUCUUCACUUGGGCUACAAUCGCAGCCCUCGGCAUUAACCAUGCAUCCUACUAUCUCAUGGCCUUCAGCUGCCUCUUCUAUUGGCUUUACUCCAUUCCUCGCGUUUCCUCCUUCAAAACCAAGCACGAAGCCAAGUACCACGGCGGCCAGGUUCCAGAUGAUAGUUUCAUACUUGGCCCUCUCGAGAGCUGUUUUCACACCCUCUAUUUGCUUUUCUUUCCUCUUCUCUUCCACAUUGCCUCUCACCACAACGUCAUUUUCUCUUCCGCCGCUUCUUUUUCUGAUAUUUUUCUUCUCUUCUUCGUUCCCUUCCUGUUCCAACUGUAUGCGUCCACCAGGGGUGGGCUUUGGUGGGUCACCAAGAAUGCCCACCACCUGCAUAGCAUUCGUGUGGUUAACGGUGCUGUUGCUUUGGUUGUCGUCGUAAUUUGCUUGGAGAUUAGAGUUGUUUUCCAUUCAUUUGGGCGAUACAUUCAGGUACCGCCACCGCUGAAUUACCUUCUCGUGACGACUACAAUGCUUGGAGGAGCAGCUGCGGCUGGUGCGUAUGCGUUGGGUAUGAUUUCUGAUGCAUUCAGCUCCAUGGCUUUCACCGCGUUAGCUGUAGUAGCUAGUGCUGCUGGAGCUAUCGUUGUGGGCUUUCCGAUAAUGUUCCUUCCACUGCCUUCAGUUGCUGGCUUCUACCUGGCUCGUUUUUUUACAAAGAAGUGUCUGCUGUCAUAUUUUGCCUCUGUUGUGCUUGGGAGCUUGAUGGUUAUGUGGUUUAUAAUGCAUAAUUUCUGGGAUCUAAAUAUUUGGAUGGCAGGCAUGCCUCUUAAAUCCUUCUGUAAACUCAUAGUUGUAAAUUUUGUCUUGGCAAUGGCUGUACCUGGUCUAGCACUUCUACCUUCGAAACUUCAAUUUUUGGCCGAGAUUGGUUUGAUCAGCCAUGCAUUGCUACUUUGCCACAUUGAGAAUAGGUUUUUUAAUUAUUCUGGCAUAUACUAUUAUGGCUUUGAGGAUGAUGUGAUGUAUCCAAGCUACAUGGUUAUCUUGACUACAUUUGUGGGUGUGGCCCUCACAAGAAGACUAUCUGUGGAUCAUCGAAUUGGCCCAAAGGCAGUUUGGAUCUUGACAUGCCUGUAUUCUUCCAAGCUUGCUAUGUUGUUUAUUUCAUCAAAAUCUGUUGUAUGGGUCUCGGCUGUCCUCUUGUUGGCUGUUUCUCCUCCACUGCUUCUUUACAAGGAUAAGUCAAGAACUGCCUCAAAGAUGAAAGUUUGGCAAGGUUAUGUACAUGCUGCGGUGGUUGCAUUGUCUGUGUGGUUUUGUCGUGAAACAAUCUUUGAAGCCCUUCAAUGGUGGAAUGGGAGACCUCCAUCUGACGGUUUGCUAUUGGGUUUCUGUAUUGUCUUGACUGGUUUGGCUUGUGCACCAAUAGUUGCGCUCCACUUUUCCCAUUCUCUGACUGCUAAGAGAUGCCUAGUGCUGAUAGUUGCAACAGGUCUGCUCUUUAUCCUGAUGGAACCACCUAUUCCGUUGACGUGGACUUACCGAUCUGAUCUGAUUAAAGCUGCCCGGCAAUCUACCGAUGAUAUCUCCAUCUAUGGCUUUGUGGCACCAAAGCCUACAUGGCCAUCAUGGUUGCUUAUUGUUGCUAUCAUGCUUACUCUGGCAGCUGUUACAUCCAUCAUACCCAUUAAAUACAUGGUUGAGUUGAGAGUAUUUUACUCAAUAGCUAUGGGUAUUGCUUUAGGAGUCUACAUUUCUGCUGAGUACUUCCUUCAGGCAGCGGUCCUGCAGGCCCUCAUAGUUGUAACCAUGGUUAGUGCCUCAGUGUUUGUAGUCUUCACUCAUUUUCCUUCUGCCUCAAGUACCAAGCUCCUACCAUGGGUUUUUGCUUUACUUGUGGCUCUUUUCCCUGUAACGUAUCUUCUAGAAGGCCAAGUGAGAAUUAAAAGCAUCCUUGGAGAUAGUGGAGUUGGAGACAUGGGAGAAGAAGAGAAGAAGCUCACUACUCUACUGGCUGUUGAGGGUGCAAGGACAUCUCUUCUUGGUCUGUAUGCUGCUAUCUUUAUGCUUAUAGCCUUGGAGAUAAAAUUUGAACUUGCAUCACUAGUACGGGAAAAGGCUUUGGAUAGGGGUGGAAUUAGACAUAGUCAAUAUGGUCAAAGCACGUCUGCUAGUUUUCCUCCAAGAAUGAGAUUCAUGCAACAACGGCGGGCCUCUUCUGUGUCAACCUUUACAAUUAAGAGGAUGACUGCUGAGGGAGCCUGGAUGCCAGCAGUGGGUAACGUUGCUACUGUAAUGUGCUUUGCUAUAUGCCUAAUCUUGAAUGUUAAUCUCACAGGUGGCUCAAACCGUGCAAUAUUCUUCCUGGCACCUAUCUUGCUUCUUCUCAACCAGGACUCUGAUUUUGUUGCUGGAUUUGGGGACAAACAGAGGUAUUUUCCUGUCACAGUAGUCAUAUCAGCCUACUUAGUACUGACAGCCUUGUACAGCAUAUGGGAAGAUGUGUGGCAUGGGAAUGCAGGAUGGGGCUUGGACAUUGGGGGGCCAGAUUGGUUCUUUGCUGUAAAGAAUUUGGCCCUCCUCAUUCUCACGUUCCCCAGCCAUAUCCUUUUCAAUAGGUUUGUGUGGAGUUACUCUAAGCAGACAGACUCUACACCAUUGAUAACCAUGCCCCUUAAUCUGCCGUCUGCCAUCAUAACAGAUGUGCUUAAGGUUAGGAUACUGGGGCUCUUAGGAAUUAUUUAUUCCCUGGCCCAGUAUCUAAUCUCUAGACAGCAGUACCUUUCAGGAUUAAAGUAUAUUUAGAUAAAAACACAUACUCUGUACAAUAUGUUUUGGGCAAUUUUCAAGUGAGGUGAAAGUUCAGGUUUGUUCUCACAUUUUCGGUUCUUAUCUUUUUCUUUGGUGUUGUGCAUGCGCCAAAAAUUCUUGAACCAUACACUACCCUUUGAUUUAAUAUGGCAAAGACAUGAUGACAACAAAACUUUCAAAUAUAUGAAUUAAAAUUUGAAGCCAUUUGAAUUGAUGGGUUUUGUUGGUUUCAUAUGCGUGAUCUGCCACUUGAUUGAGCGUCUUUUUCUUAGACGGUGCAGUAAUUGGAUGCCUUGCAUAAGGUAGAGUUUAUCAUCAUCUGUUAAUAUGUAGAAAGGUUUGCCCCAAGUACCAUAUCUGGAAUAACAUGGAUGUUGAUUAUGAGUACUUUGGCUGGAAGAUUUUAAAUAUAGUUAUGAAAUGUUGUAUAUGUACUCUCUUAUGCUGAGAUCCGUUGUUGUAGUUUGUAUUUAAUUUGCAUCUAUUAAAGGAAAGAAAGUAGUUAACGACAGGAUUGAAUCA
Messenger RNA from Ziziphus jujuba (common jujube), 4790 nucleotides. RefSeq lists its product as uncharacterized. NCBI's taxonomy places the organism in Eukaryota, Viridiplantae, Streptophyta, Magnoliopsida, Rosales, Rhamnaceae. The transcript has 4 exons. Bases 861 to 4262 code for a protein of 1133 amino acids. The record is from RefSeq and is a predicted model, not a curated record.